AUUUCGUAAUGUAAAAAAAACAACAAUAUAUCCAUUAAUCGUCAGAAACAGAAACAAAUCUCGCCAGCUAGGAUGUUAUAAAACCAUACGACCAAGAAAAACAAAAAACUAGAGGAAGAAAACAAAAAACCUUAAAACACUUAAAAAUAAAAAGACACACACUCGCUGUCAGAAAUCUACAUCGAGAAACACACACUGCUUAGUGCUUACACACACAUAAUUCCUGAAAAACACCACAGAGAAAACGAAGAAUACUAUGGUGGCCGAGGAUGAUGAUCGUAUACUGUGGGAUUGUGGAAGUCCACUCUACGAUUCCUACGAGCUCGUCUCUCUUACUCACAUCAUCGAACGCCAUUUCAUGUCUCUCCCUUCUCUCGCCGGCACCGGCAAAAUGUAUUGUUCUCGAACGCCGUCCGAUCUGGGGGAAAAGUCGAAUCGCACCGCCAGCGCCGUGGUGGAUCUCUGCUGCUCCUCUGAUUCCACGGCUCGUAAAUUAAUGUGGGGUGUCUUCCGGACCAAGUGGUGGAAGAGAGCCAAAAACGCCGAAGAAGUCGUCGAUGAUUACAAUAAGAAGAAGAAGAAGAGGAUGUUUUGUCGGAUCCUCUCUGGCAUAAGGGUUCCUACUCCUACAACAAGAUCUCCUUCUUCGAAGAUGUGAUUUUCCUUUCUCCUUUUUUUUUGUUUUUUAUAUACUUUGCUCGCUCUUCAUUCACAAGAUAUAGUAAUAAUUACUUGUUCAUGUCAUGUGUAAUAUUUUGAAAUUAAAUCGAAUAAACUGUACUGAAAACGGGAUAUACAUUUUAAUUGAUUCA
This is a messenger RNA of Capsella rubella, 812 nucleotides long. RefSeq lists its product as uncharacterized. The record is from RefSeq and is a predicted model, not a curated record. NCBI's taxonomy places the organism in Eukaryota, Viridiplantae, Streptophyta, Magnoliopsida, Brassicales, Brassicaceae. The coding region runs from base 257 to 658 and encodes 133 amino acids. The transcript has a single exon.